This is a messenger RNA of Periophthalmus magnuspinnatus, 1913 nucleotides long. RefSeq lists its product as uncharacterized. Bases 68 to 1546 code for a protein of 492 amino acids. NCBI's taxonomy places the organism in Eukaryota, Metazoa, Chordata, Actinopteri, Gobiiformes, Gobiidae. The transcript is spliced from 12 exons. The record is from RefSeq and is a predicted model, not a curated record.
ACAUGCCAAACCUGCACUGAGCAGGUCCAGGGUCCAUUAGGCUCCUGACCGCUUCAGUCUGGACACCAUGCUCCUCCAGGCGCUCAUCUUUGCGUUUGGCCUUUUCUUCAGUGCAGAGCAGCUCUGGACCUCAGCUCACGAUGCCCACAGUCCUGCAGGGGGCAGAGUGGUGCAGCUGCAGAUGGAGGUGGAUGCCCCAGAUGCCAAGAACCUGUCGUUAGGCGGCUCUGUGCUGAUCACAUGCUCCGUAGACCAAGUCCAGGACCAGGACCGGUCUGAGACCAGACUCCGACUGGUCCACACCAUCCUCGGGGCUAUUCAGGUGCUGGCCUCUGGCUCCUCCUCCUCGGGGCCCCUCUCCGUCCGUCUGAGUCCUGUGACUCUGGAGCACAGGGGCCUCUACAGCUGUGAGGGCCACGGACCCGACCAGAACCAGGAUAUUAUGGUGGAGUCGGACCACAGGCUCAUAUGGGUCCAGGACCCGUCCCCGGUGGUGACAUUGCAGUUGUCCCGAGUCCAGAGAGUCAAUUUCUUUCACGGUAAAACUCUGACGGUGAGCUGUGCUCUGCCUGCAGGGGGCGCUGAGUGGAGGAUCCUGAGUGCGAGUGAGAAAGAAGGGAGCAUCUCUGAGUGUCCACAGCAGGAGCGCUCUGGGGACCUCCUCUCCUGCUCCGUCGCCUCCUCCUUUUUCCCCUUAAAAACACGACUGUACAACCUGUUCUGGUGCGAAUCCUCCACUGGACUCAGGAGCAACGUCCUCAACCUCACAGACGCCGAGAUAAAGGACCAGAAUAGUCGUCCCUUGAUGGUGACACGGUUUGAAGUGGCUCCUGCCUGGUCCCUUCGAACUGGAGACUCUGUGACGUUCUCGUGUGAAGUCAGAACAGACAAGUACAACAACAGCCAAAACUGCAACCUGCAACUGAUCCACACCCACAUGGACUCCAGGAACAUGACGGUGGUUCUGAGCCAGCCUGCGACCCACCCCAUAAACUACACUAUAGACUCUGUUUCCCGUGAGCACCAGGGAGUGUGGACCUGCUGGGAUGAUGGCACUCUAUCUCUGCUUAGUUUGCCCUGGCAUACCUUCCUGUUGGUGGAAGACGACUCAGCUCCUGUUGCCAAGGUUACCAUCGAUGUCCUGAACUACAAUAGAACUCAGUUCUUCCACAACGAGCUGAUGACUGUCGGCUGCAGACUGCCCGAGGGCGAGUACGACGUCUGGAGGAUCAUGAAGUCGGACAAAUGGAGUGGUGUGAUUGAGGCGUGUCCUGGAGCUCAGGUGUCCGGGGGGCUCCUGAGCUGCUCGCAGAAGAUGGGGUACCCUUGGUCUGACUAUCUGUUCUGGUGCCAGUCUGAUCUGGGCCAACAGAGCAACUUCCUCAACAUCAGCAACACCGUUAUCUACAGUGUCCUGGAAGCCCCACCUCUUCCUGUGAUGGACGGCGAUGACAUCACUCUGCGGUGUUUAGAGAAAGACAAAAAAACGGGUGUCAUCAAAGUGGCACCUGCGACUUUCAAACACCGUGGCCGAGUCAUCAGGUGACUCAGGGUGGAGUCCCAGACUCAACUGUAAAAUUUACACCAGAUUGUGUCAUGAUCUGUCCUGGGCACAGGAGCACUCAGAGCCUGGUUCAACUUCCGUGUUUUUCUGUGUUUUGCGUGUUCUCCCUGUGUUUGUGUGGUCAAAUGCAGACAGUAAUGUGUCUGUGUUUUUCAGCUGGGAAAAAAGUGGAACAUUGACUCUCAAGAAUGUGACCAAAGCAAAUGAAGGAGUCUACAGCUGUCGAACCAAGACCGUUACCACGACCCACGAAAGCUACGUCUCUCUUAAAGCUCGGCCUCAGUAGAACGACUAGAGCCUCCGGUCAAGUCCAUUAAAAUGAGUUCAAAUAAAUGGCAUGAAUCCUGUU